Messenger RNA from Coregonus sp. 'balchen', 6846 nucleotides. NCBI's taxonomy places the organism in Eukaryota, Metazoa, Chordata, Actinopteri, Salmoniformes, Salmonidae. The record is from the annotation of a GenBank genome assembly.
AAGUUGAUUCAGCUCGGCAUUUUGAUUUGUGCAAUGAAGCAAAUAUAGUGUGACUAAUGCUUUAAUAGUUACUUAGUGGCUUUUGAGAGUGCAUCCAAGUUGUGGGCUGAGGCUUUGCAUUCGUGCGUGCGUCUGGCACACUGCACUGAAAACUCUUUCCUGGAGAAGAAAAGCUCAUGCAAAAGUGUGCAGGAUCAUACGUGGUCUAUGCCAAAUUUGACCCCCAGGAAGGCUGCAACUGCAAGGGGAAGACAAGGAAGUUGACUCAACGAAUCAAGUGGUAGAAGGAUCCAGUCCUAGUGGAUGUAAACUACAUCUUUCUUUGCACCCUGGCUGCAUAUUUCUCAACAUUGCGCAUUUGUAUACGACCUGCAAGCCAGACAGUCCACGAUAUUUCGUCUGAUUAAAUGCAUUGAUUAAAGCAACAUUAAUGGCUAUUUAAUUGCUGAUUUGAAACCAAUGGAAUGAUUUCAUCUUUCACAUGACUUUCCAUUUAUCAAUAGGGCUGUUGAAAUCUCAUUUGUUACUGCGGGCAAUAACACUUGCACGCCUUGCCGAAAAUGUGAGCAUUUGGAUUUGAUUUCACCAAGAAGGGAAAAAUGUGUCGGUGGAAUGAAGUUAACAUGAACACUUCGAAUAGUCUGCGAUGGUAACCGGGGAAUGUGGAACGACCAUGCAUCGAAUUCUGCAGAGGAGAAAAGUGCGCAAACUUCGCUUCGUCUGGGCAUUCAUGGCGAUGGUGGCUCUGUCGCUCGCCGCCUGCAGCGCACUAUUUACGGCGUGGACCUGGAGACAGACGCUGGACCUGUCCCAGUCCGUUAAAACUCUGCAAGACCGAUUGGAGCAAGUAAGUAGCCAUGCUAUGUAAUUAUUAUUAAUUUUUUUUUUAAAUAUAUAUAAAAUUUUACGAAGUCACUUUGCAUUGCAUGUGUUCCACACUAUCAUCGGUUAUUUUUUCCAUAAUAACAAUUUUAAGCUGUUGAAGUGACUGUUACACAACUUAUUUGUCUCUGCUGACCGAUGGUUACGGGAACCCUCUUGGGGGGCACGGGAAAUGCAAAGCCACAUUAAUUCCCCCCUCCUUUACCCCCAAUCCUUGUGGCGUUAAAUUGUACCCAAAUAGCAGGCCGCUUCUCUGCUGGUGUCCUGCGCAUUCUGCGGACUGCUCUAGAGGCAGUUUUAUUGCUUACAAAUAAGUGCGCUCAAGCCGUGGAGUUAUUGCUUAUAGUUCCUCUGCCAAGUUUAAUCGUUCUACUGCCAGUUGUGUUCCAAUUUUAGCCCAAUUUACUGGAAUCCGUUGAAUUCUUGGCUCGAGCGCGCAUUAUAGCCAACUGACUUUGCACUGAACUGAAGCACUGAGCUGCGUAAAACAGAGUAGACCUAAUUGUGGUUAAGCGAUUUGCAACAUGUAAAGCCUACUAAUUGCAGGUAGGCUAGGCUACCACAGGUGGAAUAAUUCUGCAGGCCGAAGUAAGGCUUUCAAAUGCGUAUUACACUUUAAUGCACCAAUUAUUUAUAUACAUAAUUGUAAUGCAUACUGUAUGACAUCGUAACAAUGCACCAUGCACUGGACUUUUAACAUGAGUGGCUGAUCUUUUAAUUCAUUCAAAACUCAUCCUUAUGAAGAAUAUAUUAUGCAUGUGCAUCCUCAAAUAGCCUACUCAUGCACUUAAUACUCAUGCACUCAAUCUCACUCAUGGUACGUCUGACAGUAGGCUACCAGUGACCUGACUCUGCCCAUCUGUUGAUCCUUUUUGCAAGCACUCAAUGAGCCGGCCUGGAACAGUUCAAUUCCCCAGUGAAUUUAACCUUGAGUCCAGGCAGACUUCCUGAGUAUAUCAAAACCACUCCAUAGGCUACACACAGACACAGUAGCUGUAUAUUGAAACCUACCUCCUCCUCUUUGGCAUAUAUAUGGUAGGCCCCAGUACUUCAUAAAGUACGAGUUAACUUUGCUGGCUUGACACAUUUUAGCACAGUGUUUUUUUUCUUCCUGCUUCUCAGUCUCAGCAGGGGAGUUAAGAAAUGCGAGGAAUGCGGGGCAUUAAAAACACGCAUUAGUUGUCACAACCGGUUUAGGAGGAAGUGGUUGACCUAUUCUAAGCCUUGGAGUUGCAGCGGGAUACUGCCAGAUACUGGAAGACUGUUUGUUUAUGUGGUUUCGCUGAAAUCUUUUGUCUGUGUAAAUUUGCAGCGGGAGCCAAUUUGAAGACUCAAUGGUCUCUCUGACGGUUCCAUUCUCUCUCUCUCUCUCUCUCUCUCUCUCUCUCUCUCUCUCUCUCUCUCUCUCUCUCUCUCUCUCUCUCUCUGUCUCCCUCUGUGCAACAGGUGAAUACUCAGCGCAAGGCCAUUGUCCAACUCAUCAUGGAGAAGAGAGAGUUGCUGGUGGGGCAAAGGGUGAAAAGAGAUGGUACAUGCCUGUGUGUGUGCGUGUGUGCUGGCGUGCCUGCAUGCUGAGGUGUGUGUGAGAGACUGUUUGAGACUAUGUCUGUGUGCAUGCAGGCAAACAAAGGAUCCAAAUAGCACUACACCUCAAUUACACUCUACUACAGACAAUGCCUCUUUCACUGCAUCCCCAUCAUCAUACAUGCAAUACAUAAUCAACAAUAACCAAACAGAUAAGAUAGAUCUCAUUGAUGGUGCUCUGCUCUGUGUUUUUGCGUAGCCAGAGCAGCAUUUAACUACAGCGGCCAGACCAGGGGAAUCUUGGCUCUGCAUGGCACCUUGGUUAGACCCUGUGGUCACUUGCUGCCCGCUGCUAAAAGUCGACACAGGAAACAGUAGGCAGCUGGAUGGCUGAUGCAGAAAUUACAGGUCUGCUCUGGACUGACGAGAACCCGGAGAAACCAUCUGGCAAGAGGAGGAAGAGAAUGUCGCACGCUUCAGGGACCUAAAGCGAUUUAGCCCCUGACGAGACUGACAACAGCUAUGAUUUGUUGAGAAAGAUUGAGUGGAUUGGCAAUUUUUUGAUGAUUAAGCAGUGGAUUAUAUAUCUGCUAGGUAGUGCACAUGUCAUCUCUGAAUAGUGUGUGUUGUGAAAUAAUGCUGAGGAUGGCUGAUAGUAACAUUGGGCUGAAUUCGUUAGGAGUAAUACUCAAGACAUAAAGACGUCCUCCAGUGAUUUAGGAACUUUUCUUGUUGAGUAUAACUACAGUAUAAGAUAGUGAAUACAGUACAAGUACACACACUAAAGGGUAAAAAAAUAUGUUUUGAGCAAAAUAGUGUUUUUUUAGACAAAACUGCAAACUUCAAGGAGUAGUAGGGAAGUUGUGAUAUUAUUAUUGUGAUGUCAUCGGCCUCCCCCUUGCUUGAGGAACAAUAGAGGAGCAAUACAGAACAAAAGAGGAAAUCCCCCCACACUUGUGCUAUGUCAUUUUUUAUUUUUUUGUCAUUUAGCUGACGCUCUUAUCCAGAGCGACUUACAUUAUUUAUUUUUAAUACACCGUGGGAAUCGAACCCACAACCCUGGCGUUGCAAACGCCAUGCUCUAUCAACUGAGCUACAUCCCUGCCGGCCAUUUCCUCCCCUACCCUAGACGACGCUGGGCCAAUUGUGCGCCGCCCCAUUGGUCUCCCGGUCACGGCCGGCUACGACAGAGCCUGGAUUCGAACCAGGAUCUCUAGUGGCACAGCUAGCACUGCGAUGCAGUGCCUUAGACCACUGCGCCACUCGGGAGACAAUGACUUACCUGGACCACUUAUUGAGAUGUGCCUUUUGUUAAGUAAAUCGUGUUGAAUUCGGUGAAAAGGAGACUGGAGUUGAUGUUCAGUUCAGAAGCAAGAUAUAUCAAAUAGUAUCCCCAAAUGGGCCAAAUGAUGAAUGGCUUAAAUUCCCAACAUUACAGUUAUAUGUGAACUUAGUUUUUGAUUGACAGCAUACCAAAAAAGCUAUCACUUGAGGCUCACCAAUAGAAAUAGUCUAGUAGUCAUAGUAAUAAGUAGUCAUAAUAGUCAUUUCAGCAGGGGCACAAUGUUCGCUAGUUAAGUGGCACCCCAGUGUUCAAUGUUUGCUGUUCCCCCCCCCCCCCCCCCCAACAUAACUGAUCCUAUAGUGAAUACCUUCUGUGUGUUUGUGUGAGUGAGUGAGUGAGUGAGUGUGUGUGUGUGUGUGUGUGUGUGUGUGUGUGUGUGUGUGUGUGUGUGUGUGUGUGUGUGUAAAUUUCAGUUCAGAUACAACAGCCGACAUGAGAAGAGAUAAAUCUAGCUAGUUUUGUUGUGUUGUACCACAGCUGACUGAAAGACAGGUCAUUCAGAUCAAGAAGAUGAGACAUGCAGUUGAGAGCGUUUCCACGGUAACAGUGCCUCUUUACAAUGACUUGAUAAAACGAUGAAACAAAUUGGCAACUUGUUGUAGCAAGGUGUUGUAGCAAACAAGUGUCAUGAAAUACAUGCACCAAAAACAUGGUACACUUUGUUACUUGUCAGAUAAAUAUCAGCAAGCUAGGCUAGCUAUGUGCAGCAAAAUAGCUAGGUAGCUCUCUGCUUGGUGAGCUAGCUAGCUGCUUGGCUGAACACAGAACGUUAGCGCACUUUUCUCUGAUUGGCUAAAUGGAUCCGUCCCUUCGCAAGACUUUAGCUAAAGAUUUGACAUGUUGAAUCUUGGAAACUCCAGCCGAUGAUAUGAGACGUCCUAAAACUAGACCGUUCAGAUCAAACAAACUUAGAUCUAAAACUCCAUAAGACCAUCACGUUGCGUCUCGUCUUAUGUAUCUGAAAUGGGCUUAAGGCCUAGAAUCACUCCCUGCAGGCCUGAUACUGAAGCUAAAACAAACCUCUGGAGAACAACAAGGCCUGUCUUACCCCUCUCUCUUCCUCUUGCCCCCUCUCUCCCCCCUCUCCCCCAGUUUUCAAUAUAUAUUUUAUUUAUUGUAUUUAUUUGAACGGUGGCCAUGGCUGUUGCUCUUGCCUGUUUUUCCUGACAGGACCUUUUCAGUUCAUUUGGGUCAUAGAACAGCCAAAGACCUCUCUCCAUCUCUUUUUUGCUCUAUCUUUCCCCCCUCUCUCUGUCUCCCUCAGCUGUCUUCUGUCUCUCUCUCUUACGUUCUCUCUCUCUCCUUCUGUGUCCCUCUCUAUCGUCCCCCUCUGUGUGCCUCUCUCUCCCUCCAUCGAUCUCUCUUUCUCUCUCUCCCUCCAUCAAUCUUUCGCUCUCUCUCCCUUUCUUACCCUCUUCUCUCGUACUCUACUCCAGCUGGCACAGAAAGCAGUGAGAACAGACAGAGAAAAGUAGGCUACACUUACUGAGAACAAUAAGUAAAAAAGGACAGAUAUCAGAACAGAGCAGGAGGAACGGAGAAAGGAAAUCCUUCUACAUCUGUUAGAGCCGGUUGAGUAUUCCGGUGGUGGAUAAAUGACUGCAAAUGAAUACAUUAUGGUCGCCACAACACACACCACAGCUGUGACCAAUUAUAUUAUCUCCCCUACAUACCUCUGAAUAGUUUUUGUCUGUCGUAUUAAUUCAUAUUAUUUCUUGCUUCUUCCCUCUGCAAGGGGGAACUGGGAAAGGGAAGAAUGGAAAUGGAAAGAAAGUGGCUUCUCAGUUUGAGAGUAAGUGACUUGGCAGAUCCUCAUCAAAGGUUGUGUCCGAAAUAGCACCCUUUUCCCUAUGGACCCUGGUCAGAAGUAGUGCACUAUAAUGGUUUAGGGUGCCAUUUCGGACGUACACAAAGUGUUAUAAUGUAGCAUCUGUUCAAGUGGUAUCAAUCGGACACCCUAUACGAUUACAGUUAUAAAAUCUUAAUGACCCUUUUCCCUCUCUCUCUUUCCACUAGUAACCAAAGAGUCUGUUCAGAAAGGUAAGCUUUAUGAACGUGGAUGAUGACAAUUAUUAUGGAAAAGGGUCUUCUGGGUUUCUGGAAUUGGUUUCGUAAGAUCACUGUCCCCCAUGACAAUGAUACAAACUGUACAAAAUCGACCCUACACACACAAACCUACAGUAUAAAGAAAGAGAAAAAAUAUGCUGCAAUAUUUAUGUCAAUGAGUGCAAUGGUUCCUCCCCCUCAACAUGUGUGUGUGUUUCAGUGGGAGAGGACGGCUUGAUAAAGGGAUGGACGGACUCAGAGCAGUUGAAUAUGAGCAAGGCGGUGAAGUACAACACAGACAGAGGCACCUUCACAGUGGAGAGAGCUGGAGUCUACUUCCUGUACUGUCAGGUGAGCCUCUGGGAGUUGUAGUCCUGUGCCACCUGUCAUCCCAAACUAUAAAACUACCCCUGUCAAACAACACAGGCUCAAUCAAACCCUGAUUGACCCCCAUUGGUCUGUUCUUCUUCUUCUUCUUCUUCUUCUUUUUCUUCUUCUUCUUCUUCUUCUUCUUCUUCUUCUUUUCCAUCUCUCUCUCUCCCUCCAUCCCUCUCACAGGUGUUGUUCAAUGAGAAUCAGUCUCAGCUGGUGAAGUUGGACGUGGUGGUUGUGAAGAGGGGCCAGCCGCUACAGAAGCUGCAGUGCAUGGAGGGCUACGGGACUACGCCUGCAGCCGGAUCCCACCAGUUCCACUUUCUCAAACCCUGCCAGGUGUCUGGCCUGCUGCGGCUAGAGAAGGGGGCGGAGCUACAGGCCAUCACAGGCGCCGGCUUCAGCCUCCACAUCACGGGGAAGCACUACUUCAGCCUCUUCAAGGUCAACUGAGCUGCCGGAGAGGAUGGAAAUAUUGGAAGGAUGGAGGGGGUGGAACUUGGUUGAAGGAAGCGUUUUGUCCUACUCCGACCUGUAUUAAUGAGACACGCCAACGUGACAUUCCGCAUUUGUUUUAUUGUGAAAUCUGGACCAACGAGCUGGAGCAUUGGAAUAACUAUGGAUUAUGUUAGCUACAGACACUCUGUAUCAGAUGAGGCUGGUGGGAGGAGCUAUAG